Molecule: messenger RNA, 2262 nt
Organism: Punica granatum (pomegranate)
Lineage: Eukaryota; Viridiplantae; Streptophyta; Magnoliopsida; Myrtales; Lythraceae
Source: RefSeq, a predicted model, not a curated record
UCGUUUUCAAUAAAAUAUUCGCAUGCCAAUUGGAACUCGAAUUUGGUUUACAAGAAGAAUACAAAGCCCACAUUGUGGAAUCAGACAGCUGAUAACAACUCUGUCAAUCAGCCUCAUCAGCAUUGGGAUCUUCUCCUCCUUCCACAGCAUCCCGGACUCAUCAUAUUUACUUCGACCCAGCCUUAAACUUCUGCAAAUCCAUCCCUUGUCAUCCGAACAACUGAGCAGAAGGAAAACAUGGAACGAGUUUGUAUGCUGGUGUUGAUCCUGUCCCUCUUCUGUUCUUUCCACUUCUUGACAGUAGGUUCGGUUGAAGAUGAAGCGAAGAGAUCACUCAUCAGCUUUCUCUGCAGCCUCUCGACCUGCAGCACUACUAACUCUGUUUUGGAUCCUCGAUUUAACUGGACCAUCGACUCUGACCCCUGCAAGGACAAGUGGAGCCGAGUAGGGUGCAACAAGAAAGAAUCCUCGGUCACGAGUCUCUACCUUGACCAGCUCAACCUCUCGGGACCGCUCAAGCUCGACCCCCUCUGCAAAGUUCCAGCGGUCGCAGACUCCCUGUCCAAGCUUGUGCUUGAUGGGAACUCGAUCAGCGGAGAGGUCCCACCUGCUAUCUCGAGCUGCCGUCAGCUCACCCAGUUCCAGGUGAGCCGGAACCACCUCUCGGGAAAGUUACCCGAUUCUCUCUCAGCAUUAAACAACCUCAAGAAGCUUGAUAUUUCCUUCAAUAACUUUUCUGGGCACUUACCAAACAUGGGAAGAAUCUCGGGCUUAAAGCUAUUCGAUGCCCAGAACAACUCUCUCACUGGGAAGAUCCCCGAGUUCGUCUUUUCGAACCUCAACUACUUCAAUGUCUCGUAUAAUAACCUCAGCGGCCCCAUCCCAAGAAGCGCGAGAGAUUUUAGUGUGGACAGCUUCAUGGGGAACCCUUUCUUGUGCGGAGCUCCCCUAACAAGUAAAUGCCCGAAGUCGAAGGGGCAGUCCACGAAGGAUAUCCUCAUGUACUUAGGAUAUGCCUUACUAGGAUUGGUCCUUCUCAGUGUCAUUGUGUAUAAGAUCUAUCAGCGGAAGAAGAAUGCUGGGAAGAGGGACGAGGCCGUUACAGCAAAUGACAAGGUAGUUGCCCUCGAUGACAAUGGGGAUAAGUUAAAUCAGGAAUCGGGCGAGAUCAGCAAAACAGGAAAUUCUAUCGUGAGCGGACCGGUCUCGACCUCUCUGGUGGUGCUCACAAGCCCGACCGCCAAUGGCCUGAGGUUCGAGGACCUAUUGAGAGCACCAGCGGAGCUGCUCGGGAGAGGAAAGCACGGGGGCCUCUACAAGGUGAUUUGCGAGAAUGGGACAACCUUCGCGGUGAAGAGGAUAAAAGGAUGGGCGAUAUCCAGUGAUGAGUUCAAGAAGAGGAUGCAGAGGAUCGACGAGGCGAAGCAUCCGAAUGUGCUGCCUGUCAUUGCUUUCUACUCAUCGAAGCAGGAGAAGCUCCUCGUGUAUGAGUACCAGCAGACCGGAAGCCUAUUCCGGCUUCUUCAUGGUAUCCAAAUGGGCCAAACUUUCGAAUGGACAAUGAGGCUCAAUGUUGCUGUUGGCAUCGCCAAUGCACUAGCUGCAAUGCACCAGCACCACCGGGAAAGCAACAUUGCUCACGGGAACCUGAAAUCAUCAAACAUCCUGUUCAACAAGAACAUGGAACCCAUUAUCAGUGAGUACGGCCUCAUGUCACAGGAUGGUGACACGUCAUCUGACGAUAGUUCCUCGCAAGCCAUCACAGCCACUUUCGAGGCGGACAUCUAUGGGCUUGGUGUGAUCCUCCUUGAGCUCCUGACUGGUAAGCUGGUCCAGAACAAUGGUUUCAACCUGGCCAAGUGGGUUCACUCAGUCCUCCGGGAAGAGUGGACCGUUGAGGUGUUUGACAAGUCACUCAUCUCCGAGGAAGCGAGCGAGGAGAGGAUGGUGGACCUGUUGCAGGUGGCAGUCAAGUGUGUCAACCCUGAGCCAGCAAGCAGGCCCAAUGCAAACCAGAUUGCUACCAUGAUCAAUGCAAUAAAGGACAAUGAGGACCGGUCCCUGGCUUUCGAACCAUGAGAUAAAUAAUGAAGAUGAUCUUUUCAAGGAUAAAUCUUCGAUUUUUGGGGAUAGAAUUGGAUGAAGUAUAGGCUGGCCACAUAAAACUUUGCAUGUCUUCAUUAGUUCAAUGAAUAAUGGAGCAGUAUAUGUUCUGCUGCUUGGGAUAGAUUACCAGUUACUUUCAUGUGUUCUACUCUGCAA